AAUCUCUCCGCAAUCAGUGCCUCCGGCUCUCAAUUCUUAAAGUUUCAGCCGCUUCACGUGACCGGAAUCUGACGUCUUCCUCGCCGCCGCUGCCGACUACGACGAGCACUGGAGAUAUUCUUCAGAACCUCGCCGUCUCCUUUGUUCUCUUCCUGGGGUUAGGCUUCGGCAUUCGGGCCUUGCCGGCAUCCGCCUGUACCAGGCUUCCUCCUGUUAUUGCUUCCGUUGUGAACUGCCAAUUCCAGGAGUGCGUGCAAAGGUGAGAGCAUUAUUUGUGGGGCCUUUCGCAUGCCUAGAUACCAUGUUGAAAACUGAAAGAAGUCAAUGAAAAAGAUAAGUUGGCUAUAUCUUAUACUACCAUAUGAAGAUUGAAGUUAAGAGUUCUCCAGAUUCUAAGAGUGAGGUGAAAAAAACGUUCUUGUUCAGUGUUGUGCAGCUGGUCCAGCCCAAAUUCCACUCAACUUUUUGCCCCGAUAGGUGCCUUGUCAGCGACCUUGGUGAUGUAAAAAAGUCAGAGAAUUUGGAAGAAGCUGAAGCUGAUGAAUUGAAGGCAGCUUUUGAGAGAUGGAAGUCCAAAACAUAUGCUUUGUCAGUUCCUUUAAGAGUUGUUGCUUUACGCAACUCACUCCCUUCUAUAUGGUUCCAGGAGUUCAUACAAUCCCAAGGAAAGAGAGUGAAGUUACAGCCAGAGUUUCGUCAAAACCUUAUGGACAUCUUUUCUGAACUUUGCCAGUCAAAUAACAAAGUAGCUGUUAGCCCAAAAUCUGCAAUGGCAGCUGAUGUUGUUACACUGGGUGAUUCUUGGCUCAGUUUUGCCAUAAAAGAGGGUUUGAUUCAGCCCAUCCAAGGGGUGGAAGAACAAGAUUGGUUUCGAGAUUUGACUGAGGACUGGAAGGGAUAUUUGCACAGGAGUACUGAUGGAAAUUUGGAUCCUCAAGGCAAAAUAUGGGCCGUUCCGUACAGAUGGGGAAGCCUGGUUAUAGCUUAUAAGAAAAGCAAAUUUCUAAAGCAUAAAUUGGCUCCCAUAGUGGAUUGGGCUGAUUUAUGGCGGCCUGAGCUAGCUGGGAAGAUUUCAAUGGUUGAUUCACCACGAGAGAUUGUUGGUGCAGUGUUAAAGUACAUGGGGGCUUCAUAUAAUACACACAACAUCACUUCUCAGGUUGCUGGUGGAAAAUCUGCUUUGAAAGAGAAGCUUGCAUUGUUUGCUAAACAGGUUCGACUUUUUGACAGCCAGUACUAUCUUAAAGCUUUCGGAGUUGGUGAUGUUUGGGUGGCUGUUGGGUGGAGUAGUGAUAUUCUUCCUGCUGCUAAAAGGAUGUCAAAUGUUGCAGUUGUUGUUCCAAAGUCUGGUGCUAGUUUAUGGGCAGACUUUUGGGCAAUACCUGCCACUUCCAGAGUUAAAACAGGUAAUGUUGGAGGACGAGUUAGAGGACCAUCUCCUUUGGUGUCUCAAUGGAUUGAAUUCUGUUUGCAAUCUGCAAGGGCACUAUCAUUUAAAGAAGAGGCUAUCCCAGGCGCAUUGCCUAUUGUCUUUCAAGAUCCUGUUCAAGGGUCUGGAAACCUUCAUAAAGGGCAGCCAAAGCUCGAAACAAACCUCGUUGCUUGCAUGCCUCCACCUGAUAUUUUGGCAAGGUGUGAAUUCUUGGAGCCGUUACCAGAAGACACAAUGGCUGAUUAUCAAUGGCUAAUUGCCAAUAUUAAGAAACCUAAACAAUCUGUGAUGCAAACAUUGCAGCAUUACAUCCUUUUGAUAGUUCGAUCUUUGCUGGCUAUUGUGCAGUCUAAGGGUGGUAUAACAAGCUGAUGCUCAUUACAGUAUAUUUGGUUUUUGCAUCAUAUUUUCAAGCAGUGUAAAUUGAUUUCUGCAAAAUGUUACAACACAUUCUUGUAGAGAGAAUAUUAAAUCUGAAUCACUUAUCUCUAGUUAUAAUCUUGAAUUUGGACAAUUCAUGCAAAUAUUAGUCCCAGAAUUUGGACAAUAAGA
Messenger RNA from Coffea arabica (coffee), 1984 nucleotides. RefSeq lists its product as uncharacterized. Gene Ontology annotation, biological process: polyamine transport. NCBI's taxonomy places the organism in Eukaryota, Viridiplantae, Streptophyta, Magnoliopsida, Gentianales, Rubiaceae. Gene Ontology annotation, molecular function: polyamine binding. Gene Ontology annotation, cellular component: periplasmic space. The record is from RefSeq and is a predicted model, not a curated record.